CUUCCACACUCAGCUCGGUUCGCGGCCUAGCAUCCCCUACUCAUUCUUCUCCAGGAAGCUUCUCUGGGUUGUGCCAGCUGCUGGUGGUAUCGCCCUCUAUGCUGCCCCACGGCCUCGCGAGUCCCACAAUGUGUUCGCCUCGCCCACUCUCAUUCCCUGUCCUGCGCCGGUACCUCUGGAGCCGAUGAUCAUGUCGCCCUCGGAGUCUGACCGGUCGCUUAUGGGGCGCAUUCUGACUUUCUUGCGCGAGCGACUGAUAGAGCCCAUCCUCACGGCGAAACGAUUCGUGUACCUGUGCUGCAUCUUCGUCCCGGUCCUCUUGGCGGCGCCCAUGCUCAUCAUUGGCCAACCGGAGGAGCGCCUUCGCGGUGAUCGUUGGGGCGCUGUGUGGUGGUACGGGUUUCUUACUAGACAAAUGCAAUGCGCUGGGCCGACAUUCAUGAAGUUGGCGCAGUGGGCGGCUUCUCGUGCAGACCUCUUUCCAGCGGUGCUGUGCGAACGCAUGGGCGCAUUGCACUCUCGCGGAAGGGCUCAUCAUCUCUCUCACACCAAGAGAGUGAUCGAAGAGGUCUUUCAAAAGCCGAUUGAAGAGGUGUUUGAGGAAUUCGAUGAGACUCCCAUUGGCACGGGCGCAAUCGCUCAGGUUUACAGGGCGACUCUGAAGAAAGAUCUGAUCCCACCGUCUCAUCUUUCACCGAAACGGCAGGGCAGGCGCAAGGCGGUCCUACCUCCUGCGCUCACGAACGAACCUCCUCCACUAGUGCCCACCGCCUCCGUGGCAAUCAAAGUUCUUCAUCCUCAUGUCACGAAGAUGAUCAACAGGGACCUCAGCAUCAUGUCGUUCUUCGCGAAUGUUAUCACCAUCUUUCCAGGGAUGCAGUGGCUGUCACUCCCCGAGGAGGUCGCAGUCUUUGGACACAUGAUGCAAGACCAGCUCGACUUGCGGAUAGAGGCUGAGAACCUGGCGAAAUUCGAGAAGAACUUCGAGGCUCGCAAGCUUCCUGUGACCUUCCCCAGGCCGCUCAAGGUGUGGAGCACAAAGGUUCUCUUGGUAGAGGAAUUCGAGAACGCGUUGCCACUAGAGGCGUUCCUCAAGAACGGCGGCGGCCCUUAUAACGAUACCCUUGCGGAAGUCGGACUAGAUGCUUUCCUGAACAUGUUGCUCUUGGACAACUUCGUACACUCCGACCUGCAUCCGGGCAACAUCAUGAUCAAGUUCACGAAGCCUCGUAUACCUCAACUGGAACGCUCGUGGACAUCCCUCGUCAAGCGUCUUACAGGAACGACUCCAAGUGUCGUUGAACUGCCAUCGGAACCCGUAUCCGACCAAACCUCCGACGACGUAGUUAACAACUUGCGUUCGCUGUCGCACGAGCCCGAGAAAUGGCGUGCCGCUCUCGAUCAAGCAAAAGAGGACGGCUGGCUGCCCGAGAUCGUGUUCGUCGAUGCCGGGCUCGUGACCACGCUGAACACGGUGAACCGCUCGAAUUUCCUCGACCUCUUCCGCGCUGUGGCCGAGUUCGACGGGUACCGCGCGGGGACGCUCAUGGUACAGCGCUGCCGCACGCCCGAGCUCGCGAUCGACGUGGAGACGUUCGCGCUGCGCAUGCAGCACAUCGUGCUGAACGUGAAGCGCAAGACGUUCUCGCUCGGGCAGAUCAAGAUCUCGGACAUCCUCACGGAGGUGCUCAAGGCCGUGCGCAAGCACCAUGUCAAGAUGGAGGGUGACUUCGUGAACACCGUCAUCUCGAUCCUCCUGCUCGAGGGCAUCGGCAGGCAGCUCGACCCCGAGCUCGACUUGUUCAAGAGUGCGCUGCCGAUUCUGCGCCAGCUCGGGAGGCAGAUGUCAACCCAGGAGACGAUGACGCAGUUGCCUUCUGGAGAUGUGGGCGCGUUCUUGAAGGUCUGGGUAUGGAUGGAGGCGAGGGAGUUCGCAUCGGCGGCAUUCGUCAACGCCGAUGAUCUGGUCAAAUACGACUGGUUGACCCCGGCAAUAUAGACGAGACUACACAACAGCACUUUAGAUAUUUUCACAGCGGACAGCAGACCUGAACCAUAGCAUGUAGAAUAGCCUACCCAAGCACGCAUAAUCUCCUCAUUCACGAUAUCAAUAUCCCC
Trametes versicolor FP-101664 SS1 is the source of this 2118-nucleotide messenger RNA. Its product is annotated as ABC1-domain-containing protein. Bases 185 to 1999 code for a protein of 604 amino acids. The record is from RefSeq and is a predicted model, not a curated record. Lineage: Eukaryota; Fungi; Basidiomycota; Agaricomycetes; Polyporales; Polyporaceae. Gene Ontology annotation, cellular component: mitochondrion. The transcript has 6 exons.